AUGAACGGGGGCGAGGCGGAGCCCGGCGGCUACAAGCGGCGCUACCGGGCCCUGAAGCGGCGCCUGAAGCUGCUGAUCUACGAGCAGGAGUGUUAGGAGGAGCUUCGCAAGGCCCAGAGGAAGCUGCUGAAAGUGUCGCGGGAUAAAAGCUUCCUCCUGGACCGGCUGCUGCAGCACGAGAACGUGGAUGACGAAUCCUCAGACUCAGAGGCUACAGCCUCCUCGGAGAACAGUGACGGGGAGGGGCCCAAGGGGGCGGAGCCACAGCCCCUGAAGAGGAAGCGGAGCCCCCAGCUUGGCGGAGCCUCAUCCCCAUCAUCCUCUGGCCUGUCUCUCCAGGCGACCUCGGGCUUUCCCCUGCAGGGCUCGGGGGCGCCCUCCCCCUACCUAAGCUCACUGGCCUCCCCACCCUACAGCCCGUUCCCCUCCGAGUACCUGGCGCCGGAGCCCUGCGCCCCCCGCCCCGAACGUGCCCGCCCGGAGCGACGGGCCAAGGGCACUCGCAAGUUAAAGAUGUCCCUGACGCCAGCCACCCAUCCCGACUGCUCAGUGGUGGGGGGUCUCCCCUUCUCUUCGCCCCGGGGGGGCCCUCUGGCCCCGCUCUCCUCCAAGCUCCCGCCCCCCACCAUCCUCAGCACUGUGCCCCAGCAAAUGUUCAGCGAUGCAGGGGAAGGGAGUGGCGAAGACCCCCUGGAUGGGGAUGACGAGCUUGUCAUAGAUAUACCGGAAUAGUGGGGGUUGGGGGGCGGCACCCCAGAUACGCACAGCUCAACAUUGUGGUGGGGGCCCCCAAGAGGCCCCCCAGUUUAUUUCACAUCCAUUCCAGUUGCAUUAACAGGCUCCAGACAUGCAAAUUAACCAAUUAAACAAGAUUUUGGUAUAAAAACA
Mauremys reevesii (Reeves's turtle) is the source of this 888-nucleotide messenger RNA. RefSeq names its product INO80 complex subunit E (gene INO80E). Gene Ontology annotation, cellular component: nucleus; Ino80 complex. The record is from RefSeq and is a predicted model, not a curated record. Gene Ontology annotation, biological process: chromatin remodeling. Lineage: Eukaryota; Metazoa; Chordata; Testudines; Geoemydidae.